This is a messenger RNA of Cyprinus carpio (common carp), 2056 nucleotides long. Its product is annotated as cullin-3-like. The transcript is spliced from 14 exons. The coding region runs from base 1 to 1842 and encodes 613 amino acids. Lineage: Eukaryota; Metazoa; Chordata; Actinopteri; Cypriniformes; Cyprinidae. The record is from RefSeq and is a predicted model, not a curated record. Gene Ontology annotation, molecular function: ubiquitin protein ligase binding. Gene Ontology annotation, cellular component: Cul3-RING ubiquitin ligase complex. Gene Ontology annotation, biological process: protein ubiquitination; ubiquitin-dependent protein catabolic process.
AUGGACGAGAAGUAUGUCAACAAAAAUCUGGGACCUCUUGAAAAAUGCCAAUCCAGCGAGAGUUCAGAGGAAGGAAACAACAGUGGGCUGAGCUUCGAGGAGCUCUACCAGGAACGCCUACAACAUGGUCAUGAACAAGCACGGAGAAGAAGCUGUACGAGAGGAUGUGUUUUAAACUCCCUGAAUAACAACUUCCUGCAAACACUGAAUCAAGCCUGGAAUGACCACCAGACGGCUAUGGUGAUGAUCAGAGACAUCUUGAUGUACAUGGACCGGGUGUAUGUUCAGCAGAAUAACGUAGAGAACGUCUAUAAUCUAGGUCUCAUCAUCUUCAGAGACCAGGUGGUUCGUUACGGCUGCAUUCGGGACCAUCUGCGGCAGACCUUACUCGACAUGAUUGCCCGUGAGAGGAAAGGGGAGGUGGUGGACAGGGGUGCCAUUCGUAAUGCUUGUCAGAUGUUGAUGAUUUUGGGCUUGGAAGGACGAUCCGUUUAUGAAGAGGAUUUCGAGGCCCCCUUCUUAGAAAUGUCUGCUGAAUUCUUUCAGAUGGAAAGUCAAAAGUUUUUAGCCGAGAACAGUGCGAGCGUGUACAUAAAGAAAGUGGAGGCACGGAUAAACGAGGAGAUCGAGCGAGUGAUACACUGUCUGGAUAAAACCACGGAGGAGCCGAUUGUGAAGGUGGUGGAGAGGGAGCUGAUCUCCAAACACAUGAAGACCAUCGUAGAGAUGGAGAACUCUGGCCUGGUGCACAUGCUCAAGAAUGGGAAGACAGAAGAUCUGGCCUGCAUGUACAAGUUGUUCAGCAGAGUGCCGAACGGCCUGAAGACCAUGUGUGAGUGUAUGAGCUCCUAUCUGAGGGAGCAGGGCAAAGCUCUGGUGUCUGAGGAAGGAGAAGGCAAGAACCCCGUUGACUACAUCCAGGGUCUUCUAGAUCUGAAGUCACGGUUUGAUCGCUUCUUGCAAGAGUCCUUUAACAACGACCGUUUAUUUAAGCAGACCAUUGCAGGGGACUUCGAGUAUUUCUUGAACCUCAACUCUCGCUCACCCGAGUAUCUCUCACUCUUCAUUGACGAUAAGCUGAAGAAAGGAGUGAAAGGACUGACGGAGCAGGAGGUGGAGUCGAUCUUGGAUAAAGCCAUGGUGCUGUUCAGGUUCAUGCAGGAGAAGGACGUGUUCGAGCGCUACUACAAGCAGCACCUGGCCAGAAGACUGCUCACCAACAAGAGCGUGUCUGACGACUCCGAGAAAAACAUGAUCUCGAAGCUAAAGACGGAGUGUGGCUGUCAGUUCACAUCUAAACUGGAAGGCAUGUUCAGGGACAUGAGCAUCUCAAACACAACUAUGGAUGAGUUUCGGCAGCAUCUUACGACGACAGGGGUGUCUUUAGGUGGUGUCGACCUCACAGUGAGGGUGCUAACGACGGGAUACUGGCCGACCCAGUCAGCGACUCCCAAGUGUAGCAUCCCCCCUUCACCAAGACAUGCUUUCGAGGUCUUUAGAAGAUUUUAUUUGGCCAAGCACAGCGGUAGGCAGCUCACAUUGCAGCAUCACAUGGGUUCAGCAGACCUCAACGCCACUUUCUACGGGCCGGUCAAAAAGGAGGAUGGCUCGGAUAUGGUCGGCGGGGCUCAGGUCACAGGCUCUAAUGCCAGGAAACACAUCCUGCAGGUUUUCCACAUUCCAGAUGACGAUCCUCAUGCUUUUCAACAACCGAGAGAAAUCCACAUUCGAGGAGAUCCAGCAGGAGACGGAUAUCCCGGAGAGAGAGCUGGUGCGGGCGCUGCAGUCUCUGGCCUGUGGAAAGCCCACACAGCGAGUCCUCACCAAAGAACCCAAGUCUAAAUAGAUCGAGAGCGGCCACGUCUUCACUGUCAAUGACCAGUUCACCUCCAGACUGCACAGAGUCAAGAUUCAAACAGUUGCAGCCAAACAGGGAGAAUCGGACCCUGAGAGGAAGGAGACGCGACAGAAAGUGGAUGAUGACAGGAAACACGAGAUUGAGGCGGCCAUCGUUCGGAUCAUGAAGUCCAGAAAGAAGAUGCAGCACAAUGUUCUA